ACACUCUCCCCAAAGCAGCUCGCUUAGCUACCAAGUGUACUCUCUCUCUCUCCUCUCACCAGGAGGGAGCACCUAGCUCUAGCCAGCCAGCUCCGCGGAGCAACAAUGGCCAGCGCCUCCUUGCUCCCGGCCAUGGCGCUGCUGCUCCUGGCAAUGGCGGUGGCCUCCUCCGACGCGCAGCCCUCCCCCGGCUACUACCCGAGCUCGAGGUUCAGGCCGGUGGUGUUCAACCGCGCGUACAGCAACAAGUGGGGCCCGCAGCACCAGACGCUCUCCGGCGACCAUUCGGCCAUCACCAUCUGGCUCGACAAGACCUGCGGUAGCGGGUUCAAGUCGAAGCAUGCGUACAGGAACGGCUACUUCGCCACCCGCAUCAAGCUCCCCGCCGGCUACACCGCCGGCACCAACACCGCCUUCUACCUGUCCAACAACGAGGCGCACCCCGGGUUCCACGACGAGAUCGACAUGGAGUUCCUGGGCACCAUCCCCGGCGAGCCCUACACGCUGCAGACCAACGUGUACGUCCGCGGCAGCGGUGACGGGCGGAUCAUCGGGCGGGAGAUGCGGUUCCACCUCUGGUUCGACCCCACCGCCGGCUUCCACACCUACGCCAUCCUCUGGAACCCGGACGCCAUCACCUUCUUCGUGGACGACGUGCCCGUCCGGCGGUACGAGCGCAAGACGGAGCUCACCUUCCCGGACCGCCCCAUGUGGGCGUACGGCUCCAUCUGGGACGCCUCCGACUGGGCCACCGACGACGGCCGGCACCGGGCCGACUACAGCUACCAGCCGUUCGUGGCGCGCUUCGACCGCUUCGUGGUCGCUGGGUGCGGGGCCGGCGCCCCGCCCUCGUGCCGCCCGGCCCGGGCGUCCCCCGCCGGCACGGGGCUCACGCGGCAGCAGUACGCGGCGAUGCGGUGGGCGCAGCAGCGCCACAUGGUCUACUACUACUGCCAGGACUUCCGGAGGGACCGCUCGCUCACGCCGGAGUGCUGAGGGAUGGAGCCCGUGAACGGAACGGACGGUGGCGCGCGUGCCUUGGUUAAUUUCGUCGUGUGUUUGCUUGCUAUACUACGGCGCUCCUACCGCGAGCUCCUCCUACCUACACUUUGCUUCUUCUUUUUGGUUUGGAUCUCAGAGAGUAAAGGGUGUGGCUGCCCUACCGCUGCUGCCUGCCUGCGUGUGGCUGAGCAUGAGCUAGGCCGGUGGUUGAGGCGUUGGUCGUUGGCAUAUUGCCAAAAAGGGUCCCGUGUCUUUCCAUCUCUUUCGUUUUGGUUGGUGCCUACUUUUCGUUUCACAUGUAUGUAUGCCCCGAAGGGGCAAAGGCGCAUGAUUCAUGGCAUACUAUCAUUCAUGCCCACUGUAAUGCAGAGUACUCUAAUAUGUUCUCCAUAUUUGUGAUUUAUGUAUACUAUUGCUUCAA
Messenger RNA from Triticum aestivum (bread wheat), 1423 nucleotides. RefSeq names its product probable xyloglucan endotransglucosylase/hydrolase protein 32. The coding region runs from base 106 to 996 and encodes 296 amino acids. Lineage: Eukaryota; Viridiplantae; Streptophyta; Magnoliopsida; Poales; Poaceae. The record is from RefSeq and is a predicted model, not a curated record. The transcript has 3 exons. Gene Ontology annotation, molecular function: hydrolase activity, hydrolyzing O-glycosyl compounds; xyloglucan:xyloglucosyl transferase activity. Gene Ontology annotation, cellular component: cell wall; apoplast. Gene Ontology annotation, biological process: cell wall biogenesis; xyloglucan metabolic process.